UCGGCAGCUCGCCUUUUCACCUGUGCUCACGUUUUCCUUAAUAGAGUUCCUCUGCGUGUCUCUCGCCUUUUCCUUGGAGCUCUUCGACCCCAGAAACAAGGGCUCAAAGGCCGAAACGCUAAGACCCUCAAGGAGGCGUGGCUUCAGGACCGGAAGAAGCUCCUGUUGCCAAGGGAACGCCGCGCGCCAAGGCGCCUGCUCAGCCCCUGAUGCUCUUGCUGAGGCAGAAGCUGCCAGUUUGCCCAAUUUGUAGAGGCGGCUUUGCCCGGGACAAGCAGUCUUUCCGAUGGAGGCGUAGAGAGGAAGGCUGAAGCACUUCCGCACCAGAUUUCCUUCUCCGAGACUGAUACCAGCGGGUGCAUCCAUUCCGGCUCCUCACAAGCUCCUGGGCCCUCCAGAUCGGGGAUCUCAAGCCUCAAGUUCAGCUGCUUUGUAAAUAUUGGAAUCACAUUAUGGGAUUGCUAGACAGACUUUCAGGUUUGCUUGGCCUGAAGAAGAAGGAGGUUCAUGUUUUGUGCCUUGGGCUGGAUAAUAGUGGCAAAACAACAAUUAUUAACAAACUUAAACCUUCAAAUGCUCAGUCUCAAGAUAUAGUUCCAACAAUAGGAUUCAACAUAGAAAAAUUCAAAUCAUCCAGUUUGUCUUUUACAGUGUUUGACAUGUCAGGUCAGGGAAGAUAUAGAAAUCUCUGGGAACACUAUUAUAAAGAAGGACAAGCUAUUAUUUUCGUGAUUGAUAGUAGUGAUAGACUAAGAAUGGUUGUGGCCAAAGAAGAACUUCAUACUCUUCUGAAUCAUCCAGAUAUUAAACACCGUCGAAUUCCAAUCUUAUUCUUUGCAAACAAAAUGGAUCUUAGAGAUGCAGUGACAUCUGUAAAAGUGUCUCAGUUGCUGUGUUUAGAGAACAUCAAAGAUAAACCAUGGCAUAUUUGUGCUAGUGAUGCCAUAAAAGGAGAAGGAUUGCAAGAAGGUGUAGACUGGCUUCAAGAAAAAACAGUACAAUCAGAUCCAGUCUGUGAAGACAUGAAAAGAUAGGAUCUAGAAACCUCAGCAGUUUUGAAUCCAAGGAAUAUAUAUAAGAUAAACUGAAUACUUUAAAAUUUUUUAAAGAUGUAUAUGCAUCCAAGAAUACUUUAUAAUCUGUUUGCUUUAAUGGACUUUGAAGAACUUUUUAAGAACAUAGGAUUUCAGGUAUGCUAAUCUGGCUUUUUGUUACAUAAAAACUAAAUCUUUCCUCAAAAGAACUCUCAAGAAUUAUCAACUUUUUGUUAAAGAUCUACAUUUGAUUGUAAUCAGAAUGUUUAAAAGUCAGAGUUGCAAGCCAUUUCAAUAUCCCAUCAUGAUAUAUGAUCUUUAAUGUAUUUUAUUUUUGUCUUUUUAAAUAUGUAGUUUAUGGUAUCAUUUUGCAGUAUGAAUUGUGCUUUUGAAAAAUAGCUUUAAAUAUUUAUGAAGGACCAUGGGUAAUUAAUAUAUAUUAAAAUUUUUAGUAUGUGUCACUGUCAAUAAAACAAAAAAGGCAAUACACCAACUAGUGUGCUUUGUUUUUGCUGGAAAAAAAAAUAACAUGUAAUGUGGUAUUUGGUGUUUUACUGCCAAACAUUUGUACAUAAUCUGAGACCAAGAUAAGGUAAAUUUAUUCAAUUUGUAUUGGACAUCUCUACACCAAGCAGUCUGGGAUAGUCCCAAGGCAAUGGUGAUACAAAAUACAUUGUCAUUACUUAUUUUCACAGAACUUAAAAUUUAAUGAGGGAGAAUUUGAGCACCUUUCACACACAUGGCAAAUAACUUCAUUUCAUUAGCUGAAUGAAUAUUCUACAUCUUUAGAUUUAGAGGUAUAAAAGUAAAUUAAUACUGGACUUUAAUGGUUAUUGUAACUUGUUUUUUCUUUUAAAAUGCCUCUGUUGGUCACCUUUUUUGUUACUGUAACAAAAUUCCUGAGAUAAUCAAUUUUUUAAAAAAGAAUAGUUUAUUUGGCUCACAGUUUUGGAAAUUUCAGUCUGUGGUCAGUCCCAUUGCUUUUUGGCCUGUGUCAGAUAGUACAUCAUGUUGGAAGCUUGUAGCAAAAGCUACUCAUCUCGUGGCAGCUAAGAAGCAAGAGAGAGGAGUAUCCCAGUAUUCCUUUUAAGAGCACACCCCUAAUGACCUCACUUCCUUCCCGUAGGUAUUUUUUUUAAUGAAUUCUUAAUAACUUCAAAAUUACAGUAAAAGUUCAAUAAUACAAUUCCUCAAAAUCCAGAAAUACCAGAAAUUUUGCAUUUGGCAAACUGAAAAUUAUUCAGAGUAUUCCAGUGGUGCAAUAUUUUACCAGCUUCUCAUAACUUGCUUUGAUAAGGAUACAAAACGAGAAUCUCAUUGAUCUGGAGUUGCCUCAAAUAUAGAAAAGACAUAACGAUGAAAACACGGUGAUUUUUUAAAACCUGAUAUAACUAAUUUACAGGAUAGAGAAAGAAUUUAAAUCCUCACCUACCGUAAGAAACAGUGACAAAAUUAAUAAUUAUCACUAUAGGAACACGAUAUCAUGAAUCAGAUGUUACUACACAUCCAGAAUUUUACAUUGUUUUAUCCUCACUCGGGUAAGUUCUGUUAUUUGUUUUAAGAAUUAGGAAACUGGAACCUGAACUAGUUAUGUAAUUUGCUGAAGGUCACAGCUAGUAAAUGGUGUUGCUGAAAUUCACUACCCCACUUGUUGUUUAAGAGGGAUGAGUCAAGAGAUAGAAGUAUUAUAGAUAUUAGAAGUAUAGAUUUAUCUGCCAAAAAAAUGACUAAAAUGUCUGAAAAGAUCAGAAUGGAACAUUACUGUGAAGGUCAGAGGCCAGGGACUACUGUCUGUUUUACACUUUUUCUCCUUUUUAUUUUAAAACUAUUAACACUAUAUUUUAAACUCUGGACAUAAAUGACUUUGAUAAAAAUAAUUCUCAAAGCUAUUUUGAUGCCAAGUUAAUUCUCCACAAGCUAUAAUAACUCAAACUGACGCAUAUGUUUAGAAGAAAGAAAAGUACUGACUUUUACUUUUGUUUCUCUGAUCCCCAAGAUCUAGUUUAUACUUUACAAAUGUCUCCGUAUUUUACAUUUUUGUGUAA
This is a messenger RNA of Sciurus carolinensis (gray squirrel), 3079 nucleotides long. It is a transcript of the gene Arl6, whose product is annotated as ADP ribosylation factor like GTPase 6. Gene Ontology annotation, cellular component: axoneme; cytoplasm. Gene Ontology annotation, molecular function: GTPase activity; GTP binding. The record is from RefSeq and is a predicted model, not a curated record. The transcript is spliced from 9 exons. Gene Ontology annotation, biological process: vesicle-mediated transport; intracellular protein transport; protein localization to cilium. NCBI's taxonomy places the organism in Eukaryota, Metazoa, Chordata, Mammalia, Rodentia, Sciuridae. The coding region runs from base 453 to 1034 and encodes 193 amino acids.